AUUAGCUGGGCCUUAGGACCAUGGAUUCUCUAUUGAUCCUUUUUUCUUUUUCCAGGCUAGCAGAAAAGCCGGGACACGAAGUAAAACUGCUGCUAAGCGGGCACAGAGAGGUUCAUCCAAUGUCUUUUCAAUGUUCGAGCAGUCACAGAUCCAAGAGUUUAAGGAGGCAUUUAGCUGCAUUGACCAGAAUCGAGAUGGAAUUAUCAGCAAAUCUGAUUUGAAGGAGACAUACAGUCAACUCGGCAAAAUGAAUGUGAAGGAUGAAGAGCUGGAAGAGAUGCUGAAGGAAGGGAAAGGACCAAUUAACUUCACUGUCUUCUUAACACUCUUUGGGGAGAAACUGAAUGGUACUGAUCCAGAGGAAUCCAUCCUUGCUGCCUUCAAACUCUUUGACCCAAAUGGAACUGGCUUAGUCAACAAAGAGGAGUUUAAACAACUUCUGAUAACUCAAGCUGACAAGUUUUCUCUCGAGGAGGUAGAGCAAAUGUUUUCUCUUGCUCCCAUGGAUGUAGCUGGAAAUAUUGACUACAAAUCUUUGUGUUAUAUCAUCACACAUGGAGAUGAGAAGGAAGACUGA
This is a messenger RNA of Ahaetulla prasina, 577 nucleotides long. It is a transcript of the gene MYL7, whose product is annotated as myosin light chain 7. Gene Ontology annotation, biological process: heart contraction; cardiac muscle tissue development. The record is from RefSeq and is a predicted model, not a curated record. Gene Ontology annotation, cellular component: myofibril; cytoplasm. Gene Ontology annotation, molecular function: calcium ion binding. NCBI's taxonomy places the organism in Eukaryota, Metazoa, Chordata, Lepidosauria, Squamata, Colubridae. The transcript has 6 exons. Bases 131 to 577 code for a protein of 148 amino acids.